ACCAGCGUGCAGUCAGUGCUGCGUUCACUGCUGGGGAGGCAGCUCACUUCCCGUCAGAGCACAGUUUGACUUUGACUUCAUUACAGAUACUAACAGCUGACACACACUUCCACUUGAGGGGGAACACAUUUGAAGGACUUAAGAGUUUCCACAGAGGAGUAGAAUGCUGAGAGAUGAAGUCUUCACUAGUUGGUCGCUAUGAGCGCAUAUGGACGUUGACAAGCUGCUUUCGUGGAUUGACUCAGUGACACUUUUUUCUGUUUUCUUUUUCGGUAACGGUGUCUCUGCUUAGCUGAUCUAAAUUAAAACAGUGGAUUAUUAUUAUUGCAUCGAUGGUUCUUGCAGGUGCACUGGUAAUUUGGAGUUAAAUGAGGAUAUUGUGCUUUUUUUCUUCUUGAGAGGCGGAUUAAUCUUUGGGAUAAAAACCGAACAAAAAACUAAUUGGAAUCCACAUCGUCUAUUCUUGCUUCAACAUGAAGUCCCUCACUGCGUGGAUGUGCAUCUGCAGCUUUUUUCUGCUCUUAGAUGAGACGGCCUGUUCGUGGGACGGUUCCUCGGCUUUGUCCCAGGUGCCCUUGGCUGAUGGCAACCCCGGGUCCGAAGGCACUCCAUCGGAAUGGGUGGACUGCAUCCAGGCGAGCGACAUGUGCAACCAGAAUCCUCACUGCAGCUCACGGUACCGCGUUAUGCGCCAGUGCCUUGUGGGUAAGGAGAAGGAAGCCAUGCUGGACAACAACAGGGAGUGCCAAGCGGCCUUAGAGGUGCUGCUGGUCAGUCCGCUGUACGACUGCCGCUGCAAGAGAGGCAUGAAGAAGGAGCUGCAGUGUCUCCAGAACUACUGGACUAUCCACAUGGGACUCACUGAAGGUGGAGACAUGGAUGACUCAUCCCCAUAUGAACCAGUACCACCCGGCCGACACCAGGAUGCUUUCCGCUUGGCCUCCAUCUCCUCAGGGAUGCUCACAGUGGCCCCAAAAGGAUUCCACUGUGCCGAUGCCGAGAGAACCUGCAACCCCUGCCUGGAUGCAGCCAAAGCCUGCAAUCUUAACGGCACCUGCAAAAGGCACCGCUCCGCCUACAUCGCCACCUGCAGCAAGGAGGACCCCAAUAAAGGGGAAACCUGCAGCAAGAAGCGCUGCCACAAAGCGCUCAGGCUCUUCCUGGACCGCGUGCCCACCGAGUUCAGCCACCGCCUGCUCUUCUGCCCCUGUCAGACCGAGGGCUGCGCCGAACGCCGACGCCAGACCAUCGUACCCGAUUGCUCCUACAAAGACAAAGAUAAACCCAACUGUCUGGAGCUGAGGAACGUCUGCCGCCAGGACUCGCUUUGCAGGUCCAGGCUGGCUGAUUUCAUGGCAAACUGCCGCAGCAUCCCGCCCACGGUGAGCACCUGUCCCAACCAAGACAAUCACCAAGCCUGCUUGGCCUCCUACACAAAGCUCAUCGGGACGGAGAUGACGCCCAACUAUGUGGACAGUAGCUUUAGCCAUUGGACCAUCUCACCGUGGUGCACCUGUAAAGGCAGCGGAAACCAGGAAGAGGAGUGUACGAACUUCCUAAGGAGCUUCACCGACAACACUUGUCUGAGAAAUGCCAUCCAGGCCUUUGGUUAUGGUCUAGACUUCAUGACGAGCAAGAACGCAUCUGUCCUCGAUCCCUCGGCGACGAUGAAGAUGGGGUCAGAUAGGUUGGCAGCAACCUCUGAGCCCCCAUUUGUGACCAUUGUGAAGUAUCCCGAACCCAGAGAUGGUGGCCCUGGCAAAACUCAGGGCCUGCCAGAGGAUCACUGCGCCUGUGUGCGUGCCAACGUCUGGGCUCUGCUUCCCGGUCUGGUUUUGGCUCUGCUCCUGGCUCAACAUGCCUUAUAGAAGUGCCAGAGGGGGAAAGAAGUCACCCUCCCACAAGCUCAUCCCAAAAGCAGAAGGUGUUAUUUCUCCGACUGAUAUUAAGAAGGCAGAAUCUCUGGACAUUUGAUGUAAAAGCAGGCAUUUACAGAAGAAAGAAAAAAACUAGCGUUUGAGUUUGUCAUUCAUUUGAUGUCAUCCUACGACGGAAGGCUUGGAUGGAACACAUUUGCUAAAGGACCCUCGCUGCCAUGAGGGCCACACCCCUCUGACAAAGUCUUCAAAAGGGAGGAAUGACAAGAAAGACAAGAAAGUUUAGGAAGAAACACAUUUCUGCUCUUUAUUUUUGUCUUUGAAUGGCUUCUUGACUUGCGGGGGGCCCAGGGAGAUGAUUACAGUGCGUCUCUUUAUCUCUAUUGUAAACUCUAAAUCUGUAAAACCUACUCCGUGUUCUAAGUGUUGGUAUAGUAUCUGUGACCAUAAUCAAUCUACCGUGCGGCUCUGUCAUUUUUUGGGGUGGCAAAAUGUACAUGUGGCGGCAUUGUUAAUGGUUCUUAAUGGUCAUUCCAGAUGUUGCUGUUGACGCCCUGUGGCUGUGCGCCAUACAUCCACUUGCACAUGUGAAUAUAUCUGUCUCUAUAUGUAUUUAACGAAAAAAAAAAGAAGAAAAACAACACUUGACUUUCUUUCUUUCAGUCAAAUGAUACCUGCAGUACCGUCAAACUAUGAUGACUCUGUAUCGAUGAUGACUUGGAUUUGUUACCGAUGGAAGGCCUUCAUUAUCUGCGUUUAUGUGUCUAUAUAAGGAAUGAUGGCAAAGAAUGUAUACAGGAAUAAGAUUAAAUGAACUCUGUCUGCUUAGAAAGAAAGUAACUGAGUGUGUGAGUGCUUUUGUGUUGAUAAUCAGCACAGUGUGUGUGUGUGUCAUGUCCUUGUUUACAUUCCUGAGACAAUUCUGAAUCAUAAACUACCAUGAGAGCAGUUUGUGACACAUUUGUGACCAAGACACAAGUCUUCUUUAAAAAAAAAAAAAAAAAAGGUGUAAAAAAUAUUUUUAGUGGUCCAGUAUGGCGUCUUGCAAAAAAAAAAAGCCAUGUUAUUAUUACUUUUAUUUAUUUUUAUUUUUCGAAAAGUUUGCUGGAUUGUUUUAUCUGUGUGCUAAACUUUCCAAGUGUAGUAUAAAGAAUGGAAACUGCUUGCCUGUUUUUUUAGUGAAGUGGGAAAAACAAGACAAGCAAAACUGAAGCUCAUUAAUAUUGAACAAAACAGCAUUCUAACAAGACUUUUGUGAGAUAAUAUACGACAGGCUCCAGCUCACCCACGGCCCUAAUGAGUGGCAUUGAAAAUGAAUGGAUGAAAAUAUAAGUAGUAUAUUUUGUCUCAAUUGCAAUGUUUGUCGCAAACAUACACACAAUAAACAACUCGAAAAUCUGCUUAUAAAGUUGCUCAGUGAAACUAUGGUCUAAGUGUCAAUAAGUCCAAAAUAAAAACGAAAAAAGUGUGCUGCACCUCCGAAAAGCAUGCAGCCUCCAUGUCUAUCACACAACAAAAUUAAGUGUGAGUAUACAUUUUAUUUUUGUUUUCACGUCUUACUGUGUGAUACUAUGUGUCAGUAAAGUUAUGUUUUAUUAAACAGAGAUUAGCUUCUUUUUACACUUGUGUGACCAUUCAGAAUGUGAUUAUGUUACCUAAAAGAAUUGCCUAUAUCAUGGCACGUAUUAUUUUAUUUCUAUUAUUUGCUAUGGGAACAUGUUUAGAAAAAAGUCAGAAUAGAAUAAACAAAUUUGAGGCCAACUUGUUAGCUUGGUAGCAUGCUAUGCUUAACGAUGUGGCCGUCUCUUGUGUCCCUGCAGCCUGCGCAUGAGCAAUGUGGUGUAAACGAAGAAUAAUAGCAGUGUGAAGGUGACUCUUGGUGUGUUAUUUCAUGUCUACAGGGUUGCAAUAAUGUAAAAAAAAAAAAAACAUUUAGAAAGUCAUAAACAGGUGUUCUAUGCUCUACGAAAAUAUUCCAUUCAUUAAUAUUGAAUACUCCUUUGUGGAAAUUCACUUGUCGCGGUGGUGUCAGAAACUGAGGACGACUGUUACGGCAAAGGGCCCAAAUCCCCACCUGCAAACCAAAAUGGCCGACAACCUGUGAGUCUGACAGCAUAGAUUAAAGUAAAUCCUGUAAUACUGAAAUAAUGUAGAAAUGUAUGCACCUUACUUUAUGGCAGGAAACAAAUGUAAUUGUCUCAUCUGCCUAUGUGACAGCCAGCAAGCGGUGAAGGGUUAUGUUGUAAUGAGAAUCAAGUGGUGUCCCAUUUCUUAGUGGCUUCUUCCCCUUAGCCCUACGUUUUAAGGGGGAGAAGAAACGGUAAUACGAAAAAACAACCUCAAAAAGAACCUCCUUCACAGAGGCAGUAUUUAUGAUUUUGCAAGCGUUUUCAGGAGAAUUUAGUAGGAUUUAUAAUACAGUAAAGCCCCGCAUAUUCGGGAUUCAGCAUUUGCCACCCAGCAAAUUCGUGAUUUUUUUUCUGCAUAAAACACAUUUCACCCCAAGUAUAAUUUAUA
This is a messenger RNA of Dunckerocampus dactyliophorus (ringed pipefish), 4394 nucleotides long. Its product is annotated as GDNF family receptor alpha-2-like. The transcript is spliced from 8 exons. The record is from RefSeq and is a predicted model, not a curated record. Gene Ontology annotation, biological process: nervous system development. The coding region runs from base 474 to 1868 and encodes 464 amino acids. Gene Ontology annotation, molecular function: signaling receptor activity. Gene Ontology annotation, cellular component: signaling receptor complex; external side of plasma membrane. Lineage: Eukaryota; Metazoa; Chordata; Actinopteri; Syngnathiformes; Syngnathidae.